This is a messenger RNA of Vicia faba (fava bean), 675 nucleotides long. Lineage: Eukaryota; Viridiplantae; Streptophyta; Magnoliopsida; Fabales; Fabaceae. The record is from the annotation of a GenBank genome assembly.
AUGAAGAGGAGUAGAGAUACUGAGAAGAGAUCAGAGAUAAACUCUGCCAUUGAAGAGCUUUCAGUUCUUGUUAUAGUCAAACCUGGAGAAAACCAUGAAGCUCCACCUGCACGCAUCCCAACCAAGCCUUUCCUAUCUCUUUGCUACAUGAUUCUACAACUUCUUGAUAAGGUAGGCCCAACAAUGGUUGUUAUUAGACAAGACAUUCACCAGAAUAUUAAGAGGUUGGAAGCUAUGUAUGAAUCAAACCCUUUAAUCAAUUCAAAUUUGGCUGAGAUAUUGAAAUCAGAAACUACCAAAGGCAUUGCAAAGAAGAGAAUCAGUGGCAGUAAAUCCUUUGUUUGGCUUACUAGAUCCUUGGAUUUCACUUCAGCAUUGUUACAAGCAUUACUAGUAAAAGAGCCUAAAAAGAAUAUGGAACAAGCAGUUCAAGAGUCUUAUGAUGCAACUUUGAAACCAUGGCAUGGAUGGAUUGCAUCCGCGGCUUUCAGAGUUGGUAUAAAGCUAGUACCUGAUACUAAAACUUUCAUGGAUCUCAUCAGUGAAAAAGACGAAGAAGACCGUGACACUAUAACGGAGAAAAUGCAGAUUUUGGUUUCAUUGCUAGUGCCAUUUCUGGAGGAUAUCCAUUCUAUUCUAAAAGUGUAUAAAUUGGACAGGCUUAAGUCAAACUGA